GUAGGUAGUGAGGUAGAUUUAGGUUGGAAGCAUAGACUAAAUGGUUGUGAGAAUUGGAAUAGAAUUUGAAUGCGCCUUCGCGGCCGCCGUACUUGUUGAGUCUGAACCAUAGACAGUAAAACAGGGAAACUGUAGUCUACUAACGUUAGCCGUGUUAACUACUUUACAAGCUAACUAAAGCGAUGGCUGAAUAUUCUCACGUAAAAUCAACCAAACUGGUUUUGAAAGGUUUUAACAAAGGGAAAAAGAGAAAGCAUAAAGAUAAGAAGAGAAAAGCAGGAGAUGAAGAACAAAAAGCUGAUAUAAUUGCUGGUUGGUGGUCUGUCAGCUGCUUUGGGGAAAUCACUGGAACGGUUGCCAUAGAGAUGCAGAACAACGCUUACAUCCAUGCCCUGGAUAGCGGGCUCUUCACACUCGGUGCACCACACAAAGAUGAUGAAGGACCUGACCCUCCAGAACAGUUUACUGCCAUCAAGGUCUCAGACACAAGGAUAGCCUUAAAGUCUGGAUAUGGCAAGUACCUGGGUAUCAACUCUGAGGGUUUGGUAGUGGGGCGCUCUGAUGCAAUUGGCUCCAGGGAACAGUGGGAAACAGUCUUCCAGGAGGGCAAAAUGGCUCUCCUGGCAGCAAAUAGCUGUUUCAUCUCCUACAGUGACAGUGGAGACAUCGUGGCCAAGAGCAAGACAGCAGGGGAUGGUGAGAUAGUGAAGAUCAGAUCGUGUGCGGAACGAGAGGUCAAGCGUAAAGAUGACAUUGCAGAAGAGGACCGGGGCAACGUGAAGUCUUGUGAGGUCAAUUAUGUGAAGAAGUUUCAGAGUUUUCAAGAUCGUCGGCUCAGGGUUAACGAGGAAGACUCGUCCACGCUAAAGAGAGCCAGAACUGACGGGAAGUUUCACGAAGCUUUGCUUGACAGGAGAAGCAAAAUGAAAGCAGACAGGUAUUGCAAGUGAAGACUCAGCUUUGUAGAUUACUGCCAUGUCUUUGUAAAUGUCUUGAUUUUAUAGAUAGCCAUUUGAUCUGACAUUUAAUGUAGUUUUUUUUUUUAUAUAUAUAUUUUGAAUAAAAUUACAUGGUCAAGUCA
Molecule: messenger RNA, 1081 nt
Organism: Sander lucioperca (pikeperch)
Lineage: Eukaryota; Metazoa; Chordata; Actinopteri; Perciformes; Percidae
Gene: frg1
Product: FSHD region gene 1
Exons: 9
Coding region: 183-950 (255 amino acids)
Cellular component (GO): catalytic step 2 spliceosome; striated muscle dense body; nucleolus
Molecular function (GO): actin filament binding
Source: RefSeq, a predicted model, not a curated record